AUAAAUAUUAAAAACAUACAUAUGUACAUACUUUCUCCCUGUAAAUAAUUCAAACUUGAUGUUGUUUAUCAUUCGAUUUAAGCCUAGCAACGUUUUGUUUUGAUUGCCACCCACAUCCAUUCGUUGCACUCAUUCCAAUACAUACUAACUUGGCGCUAGAAAAUUCCUUAGAUUUUAGUAGUUAGUAGCGAGUCCUAAAACUUUAGUUUAUUGUUUACUCUGCGCAGGGUUAGAAGCGCGUCUAUUAGACAAUUUUACUAGUGUAAUUCAGUUCAUACAAAUAAUAAAUGUUAAAAGCAAUGUUACAAACGGCACGUGUACAUAUUCCCAAAUCACACGAAUGCAAUGUUUAUGGCAAAUCAACCAAAUACCGCUCGAAAUCUGCAAAUCCACCAACGGCACGCCCUUUCGUGAAUUACUCAGCGCAACGGGCGCGUUGUGUGCCACCAUUUUCUGUACAAUCGCUGCAGAAAAAUACUGUGGUUGUACAUGGACCGAUUGAAGAGCCACCAGCACCGGCAAGCGCACGCGGCAAAGUGCAUGGCAAAAAAUUGAACGGCAGAAAAAACAAAGCCAUUGCCACAUUGCAACUGGAUUUGGGCAUCGCUAAUGGCGGAGAUAGUCACAGGCGUGCUACAACAACAUUUCGCAUGUAUUUUGAUCGUGGAGAUCUGCCAAUAAAAAUGGAAUAUUUAUGUGGAGGCGAUAAAAUUGGUUGGACGGUGGAUAUUGACAAACUCGACUACAGCCUCUACUUGCCGCUCUUCUUUGAUGGCCUGUCUGAGACACAGCACCCCUAUAAGACCUAUGCACGUCAGGGUGUCACCGAUUUAUUGGUUUCUGGUGGCGAUAAAAUUCAUCCGGUUGUACCACAAUUAAUAUUACCACUUAAGAAUGCGUUGAGUACACGCAAUUUGGAGGUUAUGUGCACCACUUUAAAGAUAAUACAACAACUCGUUAUGUCCUCAGAUAUGGUAGGUCCAGCUUUAGUGCCGUUUUAUAGACAAUUACUGCCAAUGUUUAAUGCGUUCAAGGUGAAAAAUGUGAAUUGUGGCGAUGAAAUAGACUACGCUCAACGCACCAACAUGAAUCUCGGCGAUCUCAUCGAUGAGACAUUACAAGUGUUGGAAUUGCAUGGCGGCGAAGAUGCUUUCAUCAAUAUCAAAUAUAUGGUGCCCACUUAUGAGUCUUGUUAUUUGAAUUAAAUUAUGUUAAUUUCCAAUAAUUUUGCGAUAAUUUUAUGCUUAUAACACUUCUAGUAGUAAUUAGUAAAUGCAAACGCUUUUUUAAUGCUGCCAUAU
Zeugodacus cucurbitae (melon fly) is the source of this 1301-nucleotide messenger RNA. RefSeq names its product parkin coregulated gene protein homolog. The record is from RefSeq and is a predicted model, not a curated record. Lineage: Eukaryota; Metazoa; Arthropoda; Insecta; Diptera; Tephritidae. Gene Ontology annotation, molecular function: Hsp70 protein binding; Hsp90 protein binding. The transcript is spliced from 5 exons. Bases 288 to 1205 code for a protein of 305 amino acids.